Molecule: messenger RNA, 3837 nt
Organism: Pygocentrus nattereri (red-bellied piranha)
Lineage: Eukaryota; Metazoa; Chordata; Actinopteri; Characiformes; Serrasalmidae
Gene: ildr2b
Product: immunoglobulin-like domain containing receptor 2
Exons: 10
Coding region: 111-1982 (623 amino acids)
Biological process (GO): pancreas development
Cellular component (GO): membrane
Source: RefSeq, a predicted model, not a curated record
CUGCUCUGGCUUGCCUCGGUCGUGAACGGAGAAUGAGGGCAGAAACGGACCGAGACAAGACAGUGGAUGAGCUACCAGUGAAUUCACGUUAAUUUGCUUUUCUUCGGACAAUGAGGGUUUUGCCGAGCCGCUGGAUUCCCUUCAUACUUUUUUCACUGUUGAGCUGUGAAGGUGUUCAGGUGACGGUGAAGGAUGAGAGGAAGUUUGCCAUGCUGUUUUCCUCCGUAGUCCUGCCAUGCCAGUAUACCACCCACUCCACCCAGAUCCCAGUGGUGCAGUGGUGGUAUAAGUCUUACUGUACAGACCGCACCCGCGACUCCUUCACCUUCCCAGAGAGACUGGGUGUCCAGGGUUCUGAGCUGGGAAACACGGCCCAUCUGGACUGCUCUGACAAAAGUCGCACCGUUCGUAUCGUGGCCUCCGGGCAGGGAGCCUCCUUGACCCUUGCCGAGCACUAUAAAGGCAGAGAUAUCUCCAUUAUCAACAAAGCAGACUUGCGGAUUGGAGAGCUGCAGUGGGGGGAUAGCGGUGUGUAUUUCUGUAAGGUCAUCAUAGCUGAUGAUCUGGAGGGCAAGAAUGAAGGCCAGGUGGAGCUGCUGGUGCUGGGUAAGACAGGUGUGCUGGACGAUGUCCUGCCUGAGUUUGAGCUGGAGAUUAUGCCAGAGUGGGUGUUCGUGGGGUCAGUAGUACUGGGUAGUGUUUUGUUCCUGCUGUUGGUGGGGGUUUGCUGGUGUCAAUGCUGUCCCCACUCCUGCUGCUGUUACCUGCGUUGUUGCUGCUGUCCUGAUACCUGCUGCUGCCCAAAGCACUUAUACGAAGCAGGGAAGAUGGCUAAGAGUGGACAGCCUCCGCAGAUUGCCAUGUAUUCUCCAUAUUACAUUCCUGCUCCAGUGGUUUCUCAACCAGCACCAGCUCUCAUUGACCCCAAGAUGACUGCAGAGCCCCCCUCGGUGGAGAACAAUAUUGCUGGAGUGCGCAGUGGCUAUCGUCUCCAGGAGAGUCAGGGUCAGGACGCUAUGAAAGUUGUGUACUACAUAGAGAGGGACCUGGCACAGUUCCAGACGGCCAAGCGGGCCGGACAUCCAUCAGCUGGCAGUAUGUCAGAGCUGAGCUCCCUGCAUGAUGGUGAUAUAGACUUCAGGCAGACCUACCGGCAGGUUCAGAAGAAAGCUCUGCCACCAAUCAGUGACCACAACGACACACAACUUCGCAUGAUCUCGACAGGUCAUGUCCUCCGGCCUGCACACUAUCAAAGCAAUCGCACCUUGGAGCAACAUGACAGCAGGUGGAACUGCCGGUCAGAGCAUUUGCCCAGGAAAGCAUUUGACAGCAGGGGCCGCACUGGCUCUCUGGAUGAGCUAGAGGAGUUUGCAAGGAAUUAUGGCCCACGUGCAGGCCGCAGGGGUGACAUUCGUGACCACGAGCGAGAUUUCGACAUGGAGCUCAGGCCCCGUGACCUGCCCUCUCCAUACUGUGAUGGCCCACGCCGCUUCCAUGAUGAUGAUGAUGACGAUGAUGACUGGCGGCGGCGCAGCCCCCCUCCUUCUCCACGAAAGAGGCGAGACACCGGAGACAGCGAACGUUACGCCCCUCGUAGACAGUCAUAUGACGAUGCCUAUCUGUCUUCUGUGUUGGAACGAAAGGCCAGGGAGCGGGGGGAGCGGGUCCGGCGGGCCGAUGAGGAUAGUGACACACCCUCGAAGGGCAGCUCUAAGAAGAGCAGUGACUGUUAUUACAGUCGGUCGCCAAGCAACCGCCCUGAUGAGGAUGACCCCCUGCCUCCAUACUGCGAGGUGGAGCGAUAUCGGACUGAGCAGCCUGUGGAACGGGAGCGCUGUAGGAUGGUGGACACUGGGGCACGGCCCUUCUCUUACACUCGUCCUGGUCAAAGCAUGUCCCACACUCUCCAGGAGCGCAGAGAGGAGAGGGACAAACCCAGGAAACUGACCAGUCAUCUAAGCAGAGACUCCCUCAUUGUUUGAAGUCAAUCAAGAGCCCAAGAGUGUCCGCCAUGCUGCUCAGGCUGGACAGGCAUCAUACUAUUAACAAGGCAGAAUGCAUCAAUCUGCAGAGCACUCCUUGUGAAAUAAUAACACUGGAGCCUGUUGUGUGUUAUGAAGAGGAAUUCACUGAGAAAAAAUAAUUCUUACAUUUGUUUAUUUGUGUUUAUGUCUGUGUUUGUGUGGAUGUGCACACUACUGCAUGUUCAGGGGUCUGUCUCACAAAGCACAUUCAGUUUAAACAGGGUUCCUGUCCACUGGACUCAGCUUCAAAAAAACAAAUAAAUGUAGCCGCAGUUAACUCGUUUUGCAAUGCCAGUUUACAGAUUACUCUGUUGUACCAGCUAUGAUUAACGCUUGUGCAGAUACAUGUAAAGUGUGAUGUCUACAAAUGAAACAUGAGCAGUCCAGCAGCUUAUUUUUCAAAGCUCGAAAAAUAAAUCAUAUUGUGUGAAUAUGUAGAAAGUAAAGCAUCUAUAGUGGUGAAAAUGCUUUUACUCUUACCAUUAAUGCUUAUUGGGGCAAAAUUGGUGUUUCAUCCACUGAGACGUGAUAUUUUUCAUGUGAUUGACACCACAAACUAUAGAAGGCCACUCUUGCAGUUAGAAGAGGAAGGACUGCCUAUUAUUUAAUAUCUUAAAAUAAUUACUUAUUUUCUUAAAAUUUCAUUAUUUCAUGCAACAUUGAAGUAAGUUAUUACAUUUGGAGACCAAAAGUAAUUGUUUUGGGAUAGUGAGUGUUUUGAGAAAAUUAGCCAUCAUUUUGACAGUCAGUAAUUUGAGAAAAUAAGUCAUUACUUCAAGAUACUAAGUUGAUAUUUAUAAAAAAAAUCAGUUGAGAUACUAUGUGAAUAUUUUGAGAUGAUAAGUCAAUAUUUCGAGUCAGUAUUUUGUGAAAAUAAAGCAAUGUUUCCAGAUAGUAAGUCUAUUUUUACAAAAUAGUCAAUAUUUUGAGACUCAAAUACAGUAUUUUAAAGAAAUAAAUCACUUCUAGAUAGUAAGUCAACAAUUUGACAUAGUGUUGCCAGAAACACAGAAGGGAAAAAAUCAUAGGUGAUUUAUUUUCUCUUGUAUUUGUCUUGAAUAGGCUUCCAUGACAAAUGUCACUAAGAAAAAAGGGACCUGAAAAGACACUGAUUGGUCCAAUAGCCGUUUCUAUCUGAAAUCUUGUAUUGAACCUGCUCUGGAGCAUGAUAGGUGGAGCAAGACAAUAUGUUGUAAAAAAAAAAAAAGAUACUACAUUUCCGAGGUGAUUUAACUCAGUAGAAAGUGAUCCUCUGCUGUGAGACAGAAAUCCAGGAUUAGAUGGAACUAAGCUUAAAGCGAGCCGGCUAAGCUUUGUGAGACAGACAUAUCUGUGCUUGUGCUUUGUUUUGGUGUCUUCCAAGCCAUAAGUUCACUCCUUCAUCUCAUUUUAGGACAUAUCAGUGUUUGAACCUUGACAGGCGGACACAGAGGAACCUCCCUUAGCUCAUUCUACAGGUGCACAAAACCACAUAAACUGAAAAUGCCUCAUAAUGCCUCUGUGUUUUAAUUCCAUUCAAGGGCCUUGUUUGGGUUAAGUACUGUAUUUGAAUACUGCUUAUUUGUUUUGUAUUCUUUUUAUUCUUUUUAUGUUUGCACUAGUGAGUCUGUAUUUCUUUGUUAAUCAGCUGGUCUGCAAUGGCAGCACUGAAUGAUUGUGGUUUUGAUAAAGUGCCAUGGAGUAUUUCAUUUGUUUAAAGUAAUGAUUGUUUUGAUAUAAACACUUUGUUUAUUUAAUGCUGUGAUAUUUGUUUAAAUUUGAAGGCUGAUAAGAAGUGUGUACUCACGAUAAAACACACAUGCCUGUUAUCUCA